AUGCCACGAACAAUUCCGCUUGCAAGCUAUCUCUUUAAACGUCUACGUCAAUACGGCGUCAACCACUUGUUCGGCGUCCCCGGAGACUUCACGUUGAAAGCUUUGGACCACGCAAAAACAUCCGGCGUCAAAUGGGUAGGUAAUUGCAACGAGCUCAACGCUGGCUUCGCAGCUGAUGGCUAUGCACGCACAAAAGGAUUAGGAGCUCUUUUCACCACUUAUGGCGUCGGCGAGCUCUCAGCUAUCAACGCUGUGGCCGGUUCGUACGCUGAGCAUGUCCCUGUCAUUCACAUAGCAGGUCUUCCUCAGAGACAGCACAUGAUUCAGAAACAGCACACGAGAGCAGGCGAUAUCGUGCAUCAUAGCUUGGGCGAUCGAAAGAACACCGUGUUUCGUGACAUGUACAAGAACGUUACAGUGGCUCAAGCUUUUCUGACGAACAAGGAUACUGCUCCCGAGCAGAUUGACAACGCUAUACGGUAUGCUCUGACGCAAUGUCGUCCUUCGUACAUCGGUCUACCGUGCGAUAUGGUCAACCGAGAAGUCAACGCGGAGGGACUCGACCUUGACAUAACAAGGAACCUACAGGACACGGGGUCAUCCCAAGAACAGUCAGAUAUAACAGGUGAAGGCUUGGUCGAAAUCAUUUCUCAAUAUCUUGAAGAGGCACAGCGACCACUAUUACUCGUGGACCGCAGUAUGGGUAUGGAUCAGCUCCGCCAAGAGCUGAAUGAUUUUGUUGUAAGCUCAGGGAUACCAACACUCACUAUGCCCUCAGGUGCUAGCAUGAUUGAUCAUCAUAUUCCAAACUACUAUGGCGUGCAUGCUGGCCCUGUAGGCCAGAUAGACACGAUGCCUCUUGUGGAUGAUGCCGACCUAGUCUUAGCAUUUGGCCCCAUGUUUGCUGACACCCAGACACUGGGCUGGACCGUGGUACCAGAUCCAACGAAGACAAUAAUCAUAGGCAAACAAAAGACCUGGUUGUUUGGCGAGAGAGAGCCUGGUCAAGUAGACGCUCGUGAGCUACUUCGAGCUUUGACCUCAAAUGCUAAGAACAAGAAAUCCCUCUCGUCAACGCAUAAACAUCCUCCCAUCUCAGAUUUCCGCACGGUCACAGCUCCAGCUUACCAAAAUCAGAAAGACAGCAUUGACCAAUCCGGCCUCUAUCUUCGUCUCAACCAAUACCUCCGUCCACACGACAUCAUCUUGCUCGGCAAUGCUACUCCGAUCCUCGGAGGUAGAGAUUUCGUCCUCCCAGACUCUUCCUGUCGAGUCAUCGUCAGUGGGUUAUGGUUCUCAAUAGGUUCUACUCUUCCCACAGCACUAGGUGCUGGCAUGGCUCAACAAGCUAACCACAAUGAUACCAACGCACAAUCCCCAAAAGGCAGAGUCGUAGUCCUCGAAGGAGACGGAUCAUUCCAAGUCACAGCUCAAGAGCUCAGCACAAUCAUACAUCAUCGCCUCAACAUGACAAUUUUUCUCAUCAACAACGACGGAUACGCCUACGAACGUCUAAUUCAUAACCCCGAUGCGGACUAUCACGACGUCGCGCCAUGGAUCUACAGUUUACUACCAAGAGCAUUUGGUGCACGAGAAGCGAUUCGAAAAGCUUGCAGCCUGGGGCAAGACUAUUCUGUCGAUGUCAUAACACUUAGGACUUGGACAGACCUCGAAGACUUCUUGAAAGACGAGAGGUUCGAUAAUGGGUCCGGCGGUGUGGGCAAGCCUGGACUGAAGCUUGUGGAAAUCAAGUUGGAGAAGACGGAUGUGCCGGAGAAGUUUAAGAAGGUCUUUGAGAGUGCAGGGCAGAGGCUUGGCUGA
This is a messenger RNA of Lithohypha guttulata, 1821 nucleotides long. RefSeq lists its product as uncharacterized. The record is from RefSeq and is a predicted model, not a curated record. The transcript is spliced from 2 exons. Gene Ontology annotation, molecular function: thiamine pyrophosphate binding; pyruvate decarboxylase activity; magnesium ion binding. Gene Ontology annotation, cellular component: cytosol; nucleus. NCBI's taxonomy places the organism in Eukaryota, Fungi, Ascomycota, Eurotiomycetes, Chaetothyriales, Trichomeriaceae. The coding region runs from base 1 to 1821 and encodes 606 amino acids.